This is a messenger RNA of Austrofundulus limnaeus, 701 nucleotides long. Its product is annotated as glutathione S-transferase omega-1. Gene Ontology annotation, molecular function: glutathione dehydrogenase (ascorbate) activity; glutathione transferase activity. Gene Ontology annotation, cellular component: cytoplasm. NCBI's taxonomy places the organism in Eukaryota, Metazoa, Chordata, Actinopteri, Cyprinodontiformes, Rivulidae. Gene Ontology annotation, biological process: glutathione metabolic process. The record is from RefSeq and is a predicted model, not a curated record.
GGAAGUAGCCUUCAAAUUAAAAUAGCUUUUUAUACGCGCUGCAAGGCGCGCUUAUCAAAGAGUUAUACAACUUUGUGGUGGUUGAUGCAACAGUCUGUGUUUUCUAUACAUUUUAUCGUCGGUGGAACUGCAGCAAGUUCCGACUAAAAGGGAAAUAUGUCCACUGAAAAAUGUUACUCUCAAGGAAGUGCUGCACCCGGCCCAGUCCCCAAAGACCGCCUACGACUCUACAGUAUGAGAUUCUGCCCUUUUGCCCAGAGGACCAGAUUAGUGCUAAAUGCCAAAGGAAUUAAGUAUGACACCAUCAACAUCCACCUGAAAAACAAACCCGACUGGUUCCUUGAGAAGAACCCGCUUGGUCUUGUUCCAACGCUGGAGACACCUGCUGGCGAAGUGAUCUACGAGUCUCCCAUCACCUGUGAGUACCUGGACGAGGUGUAUCCUGACAAGAAGCUGCUUCCAGCCUCUCCUUAUGCUAAAGCGCAGCAAAAGAUGAUGCUGGAGUAUUUUUCCAAGGUAACACCCUACUUCUACAAGAUACAAGUAGGGAGAAGGAAUGGUGAGGACGUGUCCAAACUGGAAGCUGAGCUGAAAGAGAAGUUUGCCAAAUUAAACGAGGAUUUAGUAAAGAAGAAGAGCAAGUACUUUGGUGGCGACACUAUCACAAUGAUCGACUACAUGAUGUGGCCUUUUUUUGAGAG